Culicoides brevitarsis is the source of this 1372-nucleotide messenger RNA. RefSeq names its product glycoprotein 3-alpha-L-fucosyltransferase A-like. Gene Ontology annotation, cellular component: membrane. The record is from RefSeq and is a predicted model, not a curated record. The transcript is spliced from 2 exons. Gene Ontology annotation, molecular function: fucosyltransferase activity. Lineage: Eukaryota; Metazoa; Arthropoda; Insecta; Diptera; Ceratopogonidae. The coding region runs from base 1 to 1152 and encodes 383 amino acids.
AUGACUUUCAUUUACGUUAGGUCAUUAUCCCAGCCAGAAAUUCAUAAUUUGUAUUAUUUUAAGGAAAAACUUGAUCUUUACAUGGCAAUGGAUGUCACAAAGUUGCCUUUAUUUCCUAAAGAAGAUCCAACGAGUGAUCGGGUAGUCAACCAGUUACUCUAUGAACCGCCAAACUAUGAAAUUUAUUCGAAAAAUCCUUCAAAACAAUAUAAGCAAAUAAGUUUUUAUCGAGAAAGAGAACGAUAUUGGCCAGAUUUAUUCAAUUAUGGAACAGAUAAUUUUCUUAAAUGCAAAGUUUUCACUUGUAACAUAUCAAAACUAACUUCAACUGCUGAUUUGGUAAUUUUUACGUACGAUGAACCAACCGCUAAAUCUCGAAAUGAUCAACUUCACAUGUUUUUCACGAUGGAAAGUCCCUUGCAUGCUGUUCGUUUGAAUGGACCAUUCGAUUGGAUAUCAACUUACAGACGUGACAGUGACAUUGUUGCUGAUUACGGAACAUGGCAGUAUUAUGAUCCCAAUGUGCGACAACUUCCACAAACGACAAAUUACGCCGCGGGAAAACGUAAAAAAGUUGCGUGGUUUGUCACAAAUUGUCGUGCGCCAAACAACAGACUCGAAAUCGCGUUGGAAAUGCAAAAAUACAUUCAAGUUGACAUUUAUGGACCGUGUACGGAUUCGAAGUUGUCAUGUUCCCGAAGUCGGGAAAACGAAUGUUUUGAAAUGUUGGAAAAAGAGUACAAGUUCUAUUUGGCUUUUGAAAACUCCAAUUGUAGGGACUAUAUGACAGAAAAAGUCUAUAAAAAUGCCUUGAAGCACAAAGUUUUGCCGAUUGUGAUGGGAGCACGUCCUGAAGAUUAUCGAAAAUAUAUGCCCGAGCAUUCUUUUAUUCACGUGGAUGACUUUGAGACAGUUGAAGAUCUUGCGAAUUAUUUAAAUCUUCUUGAUCGCGACGACAAUCUUUACAACUCGUAUUUCCAAUGGAGAGGAACGGGCGAAAUUAUUGAUAAGAGCUAUUUUUGGUGUCGCGUAUGUGCAAUGUUACAUAACCCAAACAUGAAUCGUGAGAAAUUUGCACUGACAGGUACAAGUCUUAAAGAAUAUUGGCGUGGAGAUGGAAUUUGUACUCAAGAUAAUUGGAAACCGAAAUGAAUAUCAACUUGAGACUCCAAUUACUUGACAGUUUUUGCUAUCCGGUUAUCGAGUCGUAAAAUUACGAGUACUAGAGUACCCGAUUCCGAGUAUUUCUGAUUUCCGAGGAUUUUUUUAUUAAUUUAAACGUGAAUACAAGCCUGUAAAAAUGACUUUGUGAAAAUUUUGUGGAUCAUAAUAAUUUCCCAAAAGCAUAUCAUAGUAUCAAAAAUGUGAAAAA